AUGAAGUCCAGCGGCCUCUUCCCUCUCACGGUGCUCCUUGCUCUGGGUGUCCUGGCACCCUGGAGUGUGGAAGGAGGCAAAAAUGAUACUAUCAAAGUUGGAGCCUACCCUGCCAGAAAGCCUGCCCCGUGCCUUCAACAUGAGAAACCACAGUGCGGUACUGACCAGGAAUGCCCGAAAAAGCAGAGGUGCUGCCAAGAUAAUUGUGACGUCAAAUGGGUGAAUCCUAUUCGUAUUCGUGGACCAGUGAAGAAAAAGCCAGGGUAUUGCCCCAGAUUUGCAGGAAAAUGUCCGAAGAGUCGGUGCACGAUGGACACCGACUGUCUUGGCGAACUCAAGUGUUGUAAGCUCAAUUGUGGGAAAGUCUGCCUUCCCCCAGUGUAA
Rattus rattus (black rat) is the source of this 384-nucleotide messenger RNA. RefSeq names its product antileukoproteinase-like. The transcript is spliced from 3 exons. Gene Ontology annotation, molecular function: peptidase inhibitor activity. Gene Ontology annotation, biological process: antibacterial humoral response; innate immune response. NCBI's taxonomy places the organism in Eukaryota, Metazoa, Chordata, Mammalia, Rodentia, Muridae. The coding region runs from base 1 to 384 and encodes 127 amino acids. The record is from RefSeq and is a predicted model, not a curated record. Gene Ontology annotation, cellular component: extracellular region.